Molecule: messenger RNA, 540 nt
Organism: Dipodomys spectabilis (banner-tailed kangaroo rat)
Lineage: Eukaryota; Metazoa; Chordata; Mammalia; Rodentia; Heteromyidae
Gene: Micos13
Product: mitochondrial contact site and cristae organizing system subunit 13
Exons: 4
Coding region: 53-409 (118 amino acids)
Biological process (GO): cristae formation
Cellular component (GO): mitochondrial crista junction; MICOS complex
Source: RefSeq, a predicted model, not a curated record
CACCGGAAGCGGCGGGCGAGUGGAGUGUCCUUGCGCGCGGAGCCGAGCGACCAUGGUGGCCCGAAUGUGGUCGCUGAUGAGGUUCCUCAUCAAAGGCAGUGUGGCUGGGGGUGCCAUCUACCUAGUCUACGACCAUGAACUUCUGGGACCCAGUGACAAAAGCGAGGCCGCACUGAGGAGGGCUGAGGAGGUGGUGCCUCCCGCCAUGUACCAGUUCAGCCAGUAUGUGUGCCAGCAGACCGGCCUGCAGUUACCGCAGCUCCCAGACCCUCCAAAGAUUAACUUUCCCAUCCGAGAGUCCUGGAAUUCAGGCAUUGUCAAGGUGAUGUCUGCCCUGUCGGUGGCCCCCACCAAGGCUGUCAACUACUCCAAAGAGGGCUGGGAGUAUGUGAAGGAGCACACCAAGUAGCCCGAUCAGCAGAUACCGCCCACCUCGGCUGAACAAGGACACAAACACCUCAGGCUCAAGACCCCACAAUCGGGACCUCACUCAGAGCAGCUUCCAGCUUCGCUGGCCCAAUAAAGGACUUUGGAAGUGUU